Molecule: messenger RNA, 1472 nt
Organism: Neopsephotus bourkii (Bourke's parrot)
Lineage: Eukaryota; Metazoa; Chordata; Aves; Psittaciformes; Psittacidae
Gene: HAO2
Product: hydroxyacid oxidase 2
Exons: 8
Coding region: 158-1225 (355 amino acids)
Molecular function (GO): oxidoreductase activity; FMN binding
Source: RefSeq, a predicted model, not a curated record
UUUAAUCUCUGGUGGUUGCUUAUUGACUCUGUUAAAAACAGCAGCUACUCAGUGAAAAGAGCUCCUCUACAUCCUGUUCGCAGGUGAGUUUGAAGGAGAGGAUCUUACCACCUGCAGCUCUCCCUGAAACCCAAAGUUUCCAGAGCCUCUCUCAGCAAUGGCUAUGGUGUGUCUUGCAGACUUUGAAGCUUAUGCUAAAAAGCAUUUACCCAAGAUGGCUUGGGAUUUUCUUGCAGCUGGAGCAGAUGACUGUAGCACCCGAGAUGAAAACAUCCUGGCAUAUAAAAGAAUCCGUUUCCGGCCUCGUAUGCUGCGGGAUGUAUCCGUGAUGGACAUUAGGACUAAGCUCCUGGGGACUGAAAUCAGCUUUCCUGUAGGAAUCGCCCCUACUGGCUUCCAUCAGCUAGCAUGGCCUGAUGGAGAGAAAAGCACAGCCAGAGCAGCCACAGCGAUGAAUACCUGUUACAUUGCCAGCACGUACUCCACCUGUACAUUGGAAGAGAUCGCUGCGGCUGCCCCCGGCGGCAUCCGGUGGUUCCAGCUCUACAUCCACCGCAACAGGGCAGUUUCCCAGCAGCUGGUCCAACAGGCAGAGGCCUUGGGCUUCCAGGGCCUUGUCCUCACCACAGAUGUGCCCUAUACGGGCAAAAGGCGUGAUGAUAUCCGCAAUGGUUUCCGCCUUCCUCCCCACAUGAAACUGAAGAACUUGGAAGGAGCCUUUGAGGGGGAUGACUGUUCUGAGUAUGGACUGCCACCCAACAGCUUGGAUCCUUCAAUAACCUGGAAUGAUAUCUACUGGUUGCGGAGCCUGACCCGCCUGCCCAUCAUCAUCAAAGGCAUCUUGACGAAAGAAGAUGCAGAGCUGGCAGUGAGACAUGGGGUUCAGGGAAUUAUUGUGUCCAAUCAUGGUGGAAGGCAACUAGAUGGAGGACCUGCCACUAUUGAUGCUCUGGUUGAGGUUGUGGAUGCAGUACAAGGCAAAAUUGAAGUCUAUUUAGAUGGUGGAAUACGAAAAGGAAGUGAUGUAUUAAAAGCACUGGCACUGGGAGCAAAAUGCGUCUUUAUUGGAAGACCAGCUUUAUGGGGUUUGGCUUACAAGGGAGAAGAGGGGCUUCAAGAUGUGCUGCGGAUUUUGCAGGAUGAGUUUCGUUUGUCAAUGGCCUUAGCUGGCUGUGCCAGCAUCUCAGAAAUUGGUCGACACCUAGUUCAGUUCUCAAAGCUGUGAAGGGCCUCCUGCAAUGCCCACCAAACAAAGGUGCUUCACACUGGGGUCCCAACCAGACUGAAGAGAGAAAAGGACGUGAAAACAUCGAAUGUGCAAAAACUAUCGGAUAAGGCCUGCAGGAAACUCCUUAGGAGACAGGGAAAGGUUCCAUGUUGCAAGGGCUCACCUCUGCUUUUGCUGAGAUCAAGGAGUUCUUCAACACCUUGAGUAAUUGUUACUUGCUUUAAUACAUUUUCUUCAAACCAGA